Messenger RNA from Vombatus ursinus (common wombat), 2144 nucleotides. RefSeq names its product transmembrane protein 65-like. The transcript has 8 exons. Gene Ontology annotation, cellular component: mitochondrion. Gene Ontology annotation, biological process: regulation of cardiac conduction; cardiac ventricle development. Lineage: Eukaryota; Metazoa; Chordata; Mammalia; Diprotodontia; Vombatidae. The coding region runs from base 115 to 948 and encodes 277 amino acids. The record is from RefSeq and is a predicted model, not a curated record.
CCGGCCGCCCGUCAGGAGGGCAUCGGGGCGGGGUCGGGCUGAGCCCGGGUUGGAGUUCCUCCCCCGCGGCUCUCUCCCUCGGCCUCGCUCCUGACCCCCCUCCUAUCCCCCAGCAUGUCCCGGCUGUUGCUGCCCCUGCUGAGGAGCCGGACUGCGCACAGCCUGCGGCCCCUGCCGGACUGUCGCCCGCGCGGCUCGGCGGGGGCCCCGGCGCCGCUCCUCCGGCCGCCUCCCGCCUUGGCCGCCGCGGCCCCCGCCUGGGCCGCCGCGCCGCGCCCCUCCCGGGGGCUGGGCACCCACCCCAAGCGCGAGCCCAUGGAGGCGCUGAACACGGCGCAGGGCGCCCGCGACUUCAUCUACAGCCUGCACUCCACCGAGAGGAGCUGCCUGCUAAAGGAACUGCACCGCUUCGAGUCCAUAGCCAUAGCCCAAGGUAUUCCAAGAAGUUCCAGUCAACUGACAAGGACCUCUCCUCACAGUGUCAGAACUGUGGUGAUGAUGAGAGUAAUGCAACUAACAGAUAGUGCUGAAAAAUUGGAGGCCCCACCACCUUCCCAGGGACAGCUGAGAUAUGUAUUCAUCCACAAUGCAUUACCUUUCGUAGGGUUUGGCUUUUUGGAUAAUGCAAUUAUGAUUGUUGCAGGAACCCAAAUAGAGUUGUCUAUUGGAAUUAUUUUGGGGAUUUCAACUAUGGCAGCUGCUGCUUUGGGAAAUCUUGUUUCAGAUUUAGCUGGACUUGGUCUUGCAGGCUAUGUUGAAGCUUUAGCUUCCAGGUUAGGCCUGUCAAUUCCUGAUCUCACACCCAAGCAAGUUGAUAUGUGGCAAACACGCCUUAGUGCGCACUUGGGCAAAGCUGUUGGAGUGACUAUUGGUUGCAUUUUAGGAAUGUUUCCUUUGUUGUUCUUUAGAGGAGAAGAAGAAGAAAAAAAACUGGAAGAAAAAAAUUAACUGUUUUAGAAUCUCUUUAGAAAGAUGUAAAAUAAUGUACCUCACUUAUUAAGUAUGCUGUCACAAUAUUUAGGAAUUAAGACAGUAACUAUGUAUAGAUAUGGGAACAAGCAAUUAAGCAUGUUUUAUUAAAACACUAACUUAUUGUGACUUGGUGUUCUUAGCACAUCUUUUUAUAAAAAAUGGCUUCUUAAUUUCAUAUAAAUUAUUGAAAUGCCUUUUCAGUAGUGGCAAUCAACAUUUUUAUUUUCCACUUUUAUUUUUCAUAUGUUAUAUAUAGCAAGGCUAUUAUGUUAUUCCAAGUCUUUGAUGUACUGUAUAGAAUUGGAUUUGCUUUUGUUAUUAACUACAUAUACUUGCAUGAAAACAUCCUCUUAUUCAUGGCUGUUUCAAAUCAGCUUUGAAUUUUUCCCAUAUACAAAAACUAUUGGUCAUUUUGCUAAAGGUUUUUAAUUCCAUCAUUGUUCUUGUCCCUAGUAUCAGUUUGGGCCUGAUUUGAGAUAAUGAAUUUCCAUUCGUGCACAGUACUUCUCUUUCCUUGUUGACUCAUUCAGUCAUUGUGGAAUUGAGCUGUUUGUUUUAAGUGUUACUGGAUAUUUUUUUUUUCAUUUUCUUUGAUCUUUUUGAGUCUUAAGAGCCAGAAGUUAAUGAGCAUAUCUUCCCACUUACAGAAAAUACCCCACAUUAUAAAAUGUACUUUCUACUUCAUUUUUUUUUGCUUUUUUUUUACCUUAAAACUCCCAAUUUUGAGUAAUUGUGUUCUGUUUUGAGUUCAUAGAAAAGAAAAACUAAUAAUUUUUGGUAUGUUUUAUGGGGGAAAUUAUCACAAAAUUAAGCAUGGUGUUCUGUUUUUAUAGUUAAGAGAACAGAGGGAGAGAAAAAUGGAAAUUGUAUGUGAGAGUUGAAAAUUAAGGAUACGUGAAUUCUAUAGACAAGAAAAAAUUAAGAGAAGAAAUUGGAACCUAAGAAGGCUUGUGGUACAAAUAGUGAAGUUGAACAGAACUGGAAAGGUUCUCGUGCUCUGCUGAGGAAGAGGGUUUUUCAAAAAUUUCAUCUUUAUCCAUAAGAUUUCCAUUGCUGAAAUAUCUAAAUUAUGCUAAUACUUGAGAUGUCAACAUGUGUGUCUUUUUUAUCGAUGAACUUGCUUUCUGGAAAAAAAAAUAUUUUGUGGGCAAAACUAGCCUUUGUGGGUUUUU